AUAAACGUGGUUCGGGAUUCACCUCCCACUCGGUAGUGCUGAGUGAGCUUCGACUGGCGGUGAGAUCAACUCGAAGGCUCUCCAACAAGUUCAGAGCGACCACGAGUGGAGAGACGAGAUGGAACGCCUUGCCGCUGCUAUUGCUUUGCUUCUGUUGUCGGUGGUGGUGCUCGUGCAUGGCUCACCCAGCUUGGACGACCAGCGGGUGACAUGCACUCUGCCUGCGAAGUCUGGAGACUGCCGUGCCGCCUUCCCACGGUACUUCUUUAACCGCAGCACCCUCCGCUGUGAGUCCUUCAUCUACGGAGGAUGCCAUAGCAAUGAGAACAACUUCGAGACGAUGCAGGAGUGCCGUGCGGCAUGCAGCUUCAUCAAAAAAAUUCCCAAGCUUUGCCGACCAGACGCAGAGACGGGACGCUGCCGAGCACACAUUACCCGCUACUUCUAUAACAUGACAUUGGGCAUGUGCAUGCCCUUUGUAUAUGGAGGCUGCGGUGGCAACAGUAACCGCUUUGAAGACAAAGAGUCCUGCGUCUUUUCUUGCAUUGAGAAGCCCAACACCCCCCGGGAAUGUCUGAGCCGACAUGAUACUGGAGAAUGCCAAGGAAAUUUCCGCCGCUUCUACUACAACAUCCAGAAGCGCUCUUGUCUUCCAUUUAAUUACUCGGGCUGUGGCGGCAACAACAACAACUUCAUCAGUGCCAAGACCUGCUUGUCAACUUGUCUCAGUGAUAAGAUCCAAGUCAACAACGAAAACAGCAACACAAUUAAAGAUAUCUUCACAUAAACACAUGUUUAACAGAACAUACGAUGGAUAGUAACUCUUGCUUUUUUGGAUCAGCAUUACUACAUUGAGAAAUGCACAAUUUCCAUUUAAUGUAAAUGACUUUUCUGAACAAUAUUUUUCGACAAAAGUAUAUUACUGCAAGCACGUAUUCUGUCAACCCAACAACUUUAUAAAAAUCAGUAUGAAACGUUGAAGUGGCUAUCAAUUUUUUUGUACAGUUUGUAUGUGCAUGUAAAGAAUACCUAAUUGAUGAAUAAGACUACACAAAUAGGCAAUCCCAAAUCACUUGACAAGAGUUGAAGUAACGAGUGCAAUGGGAAUGUUGUGCACAUUUUUUUAAGUUCCAAUUUACCAUUAAUAUUGCAUCGAAGAGUCUUUUUUUUAUCAGCAGAUGCCUUUAAUGGCACUUAUUUCUACCAUAAAGAGGCUUCAAUUGUAACUAACCUUGUGAAAGUAGCAACCUUUCAUUCAAUGUUAUGGUUCUUACAUUACUGCCAAUAGCAACUGCAGUAGAUACAUUUGCAGGUAAUACAUUCAUAUAUACUUUUUGUCGUAACUGCUGAGCUUGGUUGCCCUGUUAUACCGUGACUGUUGUGUGAGUUUUAGGAUUUUGUAUAACAGAUGGGUUUAAUUUACUGUACCACAUUAUUCACAACUAUCGAUGAGGAAGUAAGACAGAUUAUGAAGUGUAAGUUUAUAGCUGUGUUGGUGAGGAGUGUUGGAAAAUAUUGUAAUGUCCACUUUACUUAUUUUUUUAAACUUAACUUAAUUACUGAAGUUAUUUAGAUUAUUUAUUACACUACCAUUAUAGAAUACACUUAUUUAUAGAUAUGAGUCAUUUCAUAGCUAUUAAACACAAAAACUUUUUGAGAAAUGUAAUGUUGUAAUUUUAAAGUUGAAUAUGCUGUACAUGAUCAGGGGGUUAAAAUCAUGAAAUGAAAGUUAUCACAUUGUGUAUGUAUGUUUAUAUAUACACACAUCCAGUGUAACUUUAUUGCAAAUAAAAGGUGACAACGCUC
Messenger RNA from Lethenteron reissneri (Far Eastern brook lamprey), 1806 nucleotides. RefSeq names its product boophilin-H2-like. Gene Ontology annotation, cellular component: extracellular region. The record is from RefSeq and is a predicted model, not a curated record. Gene Ontology annotation, biological process: negative regulation of peptidase activity. Gene Ontology annotation, molecular function: serine-type endopeptidase inhibitor activity. Lineage: Eukaryota; Metazoa; Chordata; Hyperoartia; Petromyzontiformes; Petromyzontidae.